Mya arenaria is the source of this 1999-nucleotide messenger RNA. Its product is annotated as rRNA 2'-O-methyltransferase fibrillarin-like. The coding region runs from base 118 to 1116 and encodes 332 amino acids. Gene Ontology annotation, biological process: box C/D sno(s)RNA 3'-end processing; rRNA methylation. NCBI's taxonomy places the organism in Eukaryota, Metazoa, Mollusca, Bivalvia, Myida, Myidae. Gene Ontology annotation, cellular component: box C/D methylation guide snoRNP complex; Cajal body; nucleolus. Gene Ontology annotation, molecular function: rRNA methyltransferase activity; histone H2AQ104 methyltransferase activity; RNA binding. The record is from RefSeq and is a predicted model, not a curated record. The transcript has 10 exons.
CUUUUGACGCAAUUUUAACAGAAGAAAUUAUUUCAAGGAUCUGGAAAGCACGUGUGUUUACAAAUAUAUUGUUCGGUUUGUAGUUCUCCGUGCAGUUCCUUUAUUUUUGAAAAAAGAAUGGGCAGACCAGGUUUUAGUCCUCGUGGAAGUGGCAGAGGUUUUGGUGAUCGAGGGAGUCGCGGUGGUGGAGGCCGUGGGGGCUUUGGUGACCGUGGAGGGCGAGGGGGCGGACGUGGUGGAUUUGGUGACAGGGGUGGUGGCCGGGGAGGGUUCAGAGGCGGUAGGGGAGGGUUUGGAGAUCGUGGUGGCCGAGGAGGCGGUGGCAGAGGAGGAUUUGACCGUGGGCGUGGUGGUGGCAGAGGUCGUGGUGCACCCAGAGGCGGGAGAGGUGGAUUCCGAGGAGGGAGGCAGGUUACAGUAGAGCCACACAGGCAUAAUGGAGUGUUUGUUUCCCGUGGCAAGGAGGAUGCCCUGGUUACUCUCAACAUGGUCCCUGGGGAGUCUGUCUAUGGGGAGAAGAGAAUUUCAGUCGAGACUGGAGAGACAAAAACUGAGUACAGGGCGUGGAACCCCUUCAGAUCCAAGUUAGCUGCGGCCAUAUUGGGCGGUGUUGACCAGAUCCACAUGGGGCCAGGAAAGAAGGUCCUCUACCUUGGUGCUGCAUCGGGUACCACUGUCAGCCAUGUGUCAGAUAUUGUGGGGCCGGAGGGUCUAGUGUAUGCUGUUGAGUUUUCACACAGAAGUGGCCGUGACUUGAUAAAUGUGGCCAAGAAGAGAACAAACAUUAUCCCCAUCAUAGAAGACGCCAGACACCCACACAAGUACAGGAUGCUCGUUGGUAUGGUAGAUGUGAUAUUUGCUGACGUAGCCCAGCCAGACCAGGCCAGAAUUGUAGCCAUUAAUGCACAUCACUUCCUAAAGAACAGUGGACAUGUUGUUAUGUCAAUAAAGGCUAACUGUGUGGACUCGACAGCAGCCCCAGAAGCAGUGUUUGCGGGGGAGGUGAGCAAGUUGAAGUCUGAGAAGAUCAAACCGAUGGAGCAGCUCACACUGGAGCCGUACGAGAGAGACCACGCUGUGGUUGUAGGGCAUUACAGACCACCGCCGAAGAAAUGAGAAGAUUGUUUGGUGAAAGUGUUCAGACAUUGACAGAUUAUGUGUAUACCUGUAAUACAAGCAAACGCGAGCAGGGCCAGCAUUAUAAAUAGUGGUCCAUAGAAAUGAAAUGAAGGAUCAGGGUCUAUGUUGGCUGUUGAGUUUGUUUUGUUACGAUUAUGGAAAUUGUUUAAUAAUUGAAAUGUUAUUCAUAGUUGAAUAACUCCAACUAAUAUAAAAAUUUCACUUCAUGACCUAAAAAUAUUCUAUGAAAACCAUAUGCAAAGAAUUGUUUAGUUAACUUAAAAGAUAGGCAUCUAAUGACAUUUAGAUAUACUUAUUUUCUGCUUGUGUAGACUUAUGUUGAACAAUAUUGCUUGUUAAUGAAUACAAUCCUCUUAUUAAUGCUUCUUAAAAGAACAUACAUGCACUCAGCUGGAUUCUGUAGAAUUUCAUCAGUAGAUCUGAAAGUUAGUAGGAAAAACUCCCAAGAUUACAAAUGUUUAUUUUGUUAAAAAGCUGUGUUCUCUCAAAAGGUUGAUGUUUUUUGUGCAUUUGUAUAUAUUUUAUCCUGGCAUUUUAAAAUUCAAGAUUUUAGAGGAUUUUGUCAUGACAGUGAUAAUGUUUUAUUGUUUGUCAAAAUAAAUGUAAUUACUUUGCUGCAGCUGUGCAUCAAUUGUUACAGCUGGUUGUAGGAAAAAGGCAAUUCUAUUAGUGUUUUUUGUUAGUGUAAUGACGUUAAUGAACUGCUGAAAGGAGGAAGUUGGUUUUAUCUUUUAUCAUGAUCAUCAUUCAUGUACAUUUAUAUUUCAAUAUCGGCAUUGAUGUCAUCAGACAUGGGAUCAUUCUGUAUAGAUAACGAUUGUUCUUUAUCUACUGUAAAAUAAAUUUAAUGAAAAACCUU